GUUUCCACGCGCCUCGGCAUCCAAAAACACCUCGUUGUUUCUUCCACAGAAGACGAGGAGACAAAAGGAGGGCGGAGCUACCCACUAUCGUCUUCAGCGCAUUCUCCGAGUGAGUUGGCUGCGUCAAAUAUUUCUGCAGUUUCUCGUAAAGCUACAGCAGCGCCGUGCUUUUACUUCUUCUUUUGUUCUCUUUCCGAAAUUUUAGUUCAAGGGAAGGAAUCGAAUCCGAAUUUAGAAUCGGAAUUCAAUUAUCUUCGUGCCCUAUCAGGGCUACACGACAGAUUAUUGAGCAUGUAUCUCUUGAUUUAAAUACUCCUGAAUCUUGGAUUGCUGAUAUUGUGAUGCAAACGCGGAAUAAGAGUAGGAAGAGGAAGAGUUUGGAGUGCGGAAUGCCUGUAACUGAGUCAGCUAAUGCAAAUGCUCUGGGUGAUGCAUUUUCUGUGGAAGAGAUAGUGCAGUACCCAUUGCCUGGUUAUGGAGCUCCGACUGCGAUUAGUUUUAGCCUUGAUGAUAGUUUGAUAGCAUAUUUAUUUAGUCCUGAUCAAACUUUGAAUAGAAAGUUGUUUGUGUUUAAUCCCAAGAGUGGUAAGCAUGAGCUGUUCUUUAGCCCUCCUGAUGGUGGUCUUGACGAGAAUAAUUUAUCGGCUGAAGAGAAGUUGAGAAGGGAGAGGUUACGGGAGCGUGGCUUAGGCGUGACACGCUAUGAAUGGUUGAGAAAAGGUCUAAAGAAAAAAAAAAUGAUGAUACCUCUACCAGUUGGGAUCUAUAUUCAGGACAGCGCAGGUAAACCGGAACUUAAGCUCCCAAGCGUGGCUGGUUCUCCUAUCUUAGAUCCACAUGUCUCUCCUGAUGGCACUUUGCUAGCUUAUGUGAAGGAUAACGAGCUUCACGUGUUAAACCUUGUAACUAAUGUGUCAAAGCAGUUAACUGAUGGUGCCAAGGAGAAUGCCAUAACACAUGGACUUGCAGAGUUCAUAGCACAGGAGGAAAUGGAUCGAAAACAUGGAUACUGGUGGUCCUUAGACGGCAGAUACAUUGCCUUUACUGAGGUCGAUUCAUCUGAGAUACCUCUCUUCCGGAUCAUGCACCAAGGAAAAGAUUCUGUGGGUUCAGAUGCUCAAGAAGAUCAUCAUCCUUAUCCUUUUGCAGGUGGUUCAAAUGUAAAAGUCCGCUUGGGAGUUGUAUCUGCCACUAACGGACGAAUUACUUGGAUGGAUCUACACUGUGGAGGAGAAGAAUCAAACGAUGAGGAAUAUUUGGCGAGAGUUAAUUGGAUGCACGGGAACAUUCUUACAGCUCAGGUUCUGAAUCGAAAGCAUACUAAACUGAAGAUCCUCAAAUUCGAUAUUAAAACAGGGGAGAUGGAAGUCGUAUUGGAAGAAGAAAAUGAAACAUGGAUUAACUUGCAUGAUUGCUUCACCCCUUUAGAUCGAUUACCCAAGAAAUCGACCGGAGGAUUUAUUUGGGCUAGUGAAAAAACAGGAUUCAGGCAUUUAUAUUUGCACGAUCUAGAUGGCACGUGUGUGGCAACACUUACGCAAGGCGAUUGGAUGGUCGAGCAAGUUGCUGGGGUGAACGAGGCUACUGGGACCGUGUAUUUUACCGGAACUUUAGAUAGUCCUUUGGAAUCUCAUCUUUAUAUGGUCGAUUUAUAUCCGAAGACGAAUACAGGCCAAUAUCCCGUAAAGUUAACCACCGGAAAAGGCAAGCAUUUGGUCGCGCUUGAUCACCAGUUGCAGAGGUUUGUCGACAUCCAUGAUAGCUUGAGUUCUCCCCCGAAAGUUACACUUCAUUCUUUGGUCGAUGGAAGCUUGAUCACAACGCUUUUUGAGCAAAAGCUCGAUCACUUUCCUAGAUUUAAGAAACUCUUGUUCGAGCCACCGGAGGUUGUUCAGUUGGAAGCGAAGGAUGGAACAACGUUGCACGGCACACUGUAUAAACCCGAUGCAGAAAAGUUCGGACCGCCGCCAUACAAAACGAUGAUUCAUGUGUACGGCGGACCCGGUAUUCAAAUAGUCAGCGAUUCUUGGAUGAACUCUGUUGACAUGAGAGCACUAUAUCUGAGAAGUAAAGGCGUAUUAAUUUGGAAGAUGGAUAACCGAGGAACUGCGAGACGCGGACUCAAGUUCGCCGGCGCGAUCAAGCACCGAUGCGGGGAGGUAGACGCCGACGAUCAGCGGACCGGAGCGGAAUGGCUGAUCAAGCAGGGGUUAGCGAAACCCGGUUACGUAGGAGUUUACGGAUGGAGCUACGGCGGAUACCUAUCGGCGAUGUUACUAGCAAAGUUUCCCGACUUGUUCAAAUGCGCGGUGUCGGGCGCGCCCGUCACGUCGUGGGAUGGGUACGAUACUUUUUACACUGAAAAAUACAUGGGGUUGCCUUCGGAGAAUCAGUCGGGAUAUCUGCAGAGCUCGGUGAUGCACCACGUACACAAAAUGACGGGGAAGCUCAUGCUUGUGCACGGCAUGAUAGACGAGAAUGUGCAUUUCAGACAUACGGCGAGGCUCAUCAACACGCUGAUCGCCACUUGUAGGCCAUAUGAGCUUUUGGUAUUCCCUGACGAGCGGCACAUGCCCCGGAAGCUUUGGGAUCGAAUGUACAUGGAACGCCGGAUCACGGAUUUCAUCGACCGGAGUUUGUAGUCGGAAAAAGGCUGCUGCAGCUGCUGCUUGUUCUUGUUGAAGUAAGUUAGAACAAAUUUUGUCUUUCAAUUUGGAAGAAAGAUGAAUAAUUCUGUGCCUACUUUGAACUCAACUGUUUAAUUUCUCUUCAAAUUACUCUGCUCUGCUCUUCCUUGUCUUUUUUUCUACUAUAUGAGUACAUGAAAAAUGCCCAAUA
Messenger RNA from Andrographis paniculata, 2838 nucleotides. RefSeq lists its product as uncharacterized. The coding region runs from base 342 to 2642 and encodes 766 amino acids. Lineage: Eukaryota; Viridiplantae; Streptophyta; Magnoliopsida; Lamiales; Acanthaceae. Gene Ontology annotation, molecular function: serine-type peptidase activity; dipeptidyl-peptidase activity. Gene Ontology annotation, biological process: proteolysis. The transcript is spliced from 6 exons. The record is from RefSeq and is a predicted model, not a curated record.